AUAAAACGACUUCUGUACAAUUGAGCUGAAUUUCGCUAGAAACGAUAAGAAGGACUCAGGACACUUCAGAAAACUUCCACAGACGUUACAACCAGAGAAAUAUAAUUGGAAAAUGUCGUACAAUGUAAUCGGUACUGAGCAACAAAAUAUAAUUUUUCAAAAGAAAUCUACCAUCGCGUAUUGCGUUAGUAUCUUCAUUUUCCUUCUCGAAAAGAAAAAUGGUAUAUGGUUAAAAUAAUAACGAUAGCAAUGUUCAUAGACCUACAGGGACAAGUUACAAAAUACAUGCCCGGCUGAUGUAAAGAUAUUAAAAUAUUAUAUACACAACGUUAAAGAAGAUGGCAAUCUGAAACUUACAAACGGAGAAGUAAGAAUCGAUGACAUUGACAACGAAGAACAGGAAUACUCGAUAGGUGUAAAAACAAGAAGAAAUGUAUCUUCUUUUCCACGACAAUAUAAAAAUAUUUAUAAUUAAAACCAAGGUUUGUCGUUUAGAUGCAUGUCGCAGAGAUUCAGCGAUAGAAACGCCAAAACUAAAAACUUGGGACGAGUACAGAAAAUUGGUACAACUAGCGCGAUCAUGUCCAAGAACGAUAACAGAUCGGACACCGGAAUUAACGCACAUAACCUCUCUCCAAAAAAUUCGUAUCGAUAGGGGAGGAUACAGAUCGAAACCGCGUUUAAGCGCCCAGGCGAAAAGAAGUAUAAUAAAGGUGGAUGUACAAAAAACAAUACUGAUCGCGGACUCUAACUGCGUACAAUUUCGUAACUUCAAAUUGAAUAAGUUGUACAAGAAAACGGUCACGUUGCAAAACAUCACCACGUCACCGGCGAGAUUUCAAAUGGAAGCUAGACCGUAUCGCUCCAAGUUCCAAGUUCUAAUAAAGCCCGUGAAGGAAAAUAGGAAUAUCGUUCCUCCUGGUAUGCAGCUGCAAUUAAUCGUUCUAUUCCGUUGUGACGUCAUAGACGAACCAGAGGAAAUGCUGAUACUGAAUGUGCAACAUGGCAAAUCGCUGAUCAUCAGAUUGCACGGAUACAAGGACCCCCCUAUCCUGUUGGGUAUAAGAAUACGAACAAUAAUGUUGGUUGCGUUAUAUUUAGUUGUUAUGAUAUAUAAAAUAUAUCCGAACGAUGGCAUCUACGAACUUAUAAAGAAAUGUAAUUUAAUGUUUACAAGAUUAAACUGGCUAAUUUAUCUAACAGGAAUCGAUGAUGUUCAAGAAGCAUAUCAGAGUUCUUCGAAAGACGCGAAAAAGUCUUUGAGUUACGCAUCUCGGCCAGAGUCGCUAUUGUUGGCGUCGCACGACACCACGAAUAACACAACGGAAAGUAUUUCCGAAGACGACGACGAUUGGGACGAUAGCAGUCGCACGAUAUUUAGGAACAUGAUUCUAGACUGUAAGAAAGCCUUCGUUGGAGAAGAAACUCAUGUAGCCAUGAAAUUCAAGAACGUUGGCGGAGAGGGAAGGUUUUUCAUAAUGAGUGAAGUCGACUGGGCUUCGAUGCACAUCGAUGAUAUCACAGAUAAGAAUAUGCUGACGCUACCUACCUUCGCCUUGUGGCCAGCUUACUUUAGAAUGAAGUCGCAGGAAGUAAUAACCUUCCACGUGUACUUCUUGCCUCGUUGUUACGGAAUCCAUGUAAAUGAAACAGUGUUUCACACCUCUCGCACAAGACGUUUACGACUUCUUUUAUUAUCGUAUCUGUUCUUAUCAGGUUGA
Hylaeus volcanicus is the source of this 1721-nucleotide messenger RNA. RefSeq lists its product as uncharacterized. The coding region runs from base 432 to 1721 and encodes 429 amino acids. The transcript is spliced from 6 exons. The record is from RefSeq and is a predicted model, not a curated record. NCBI's taxonomy places the organism in Eukaryota, Metazoa, Arthropoda, Insecta, Hymenoptera, Colletidae. Gene Ontology annotation, biological process: negative regulation of cell population proliferation.